UAUAUAAUGUUCACAAACCUCCACCAAAAAAAUAAUAAUAAUAAAUGUUCACAAACACAAAAAUGACAGCGGCUUAGACAAUCUAUUGAACGUUCAAUUAAAUAUUUUCAGCACCUUCUAGUCCCCUGAAUAUCGUUGUACUUCCACGACUGAAAGCUUCGAAAGCUCAUAGUUCAGCAAAAGAGUUGAAUCAAAAGGUAAUCAUCACUUGCAGUUAUCGUUGUAGCAAUAACUACCACGAUCUGUCUUAACAUUUUUACACAUCUCAGAUGGCGAACAGAGCAGAAAUUCCUACUAGCAACUCAGCACUUAUUGCUAUGAUUGCUGAUGAGGACACAGUUGUGGGAUUUCUGCUGGCUGGAGUGGGUAAUGUUGACUUGAGGAGAAAAACAAAUUAUCUUAUAGUAGAUUCAAAAACUACUGUGAAACAAAUUGAAGAUGCAUUCAAGGAAUUCACUUCAAGGGAUGAUAUAGCAAUUGUGCUGAUUAGCCAAUAUGUAGCAAAUAUGAUAAGGUUUUUGGUAGAUAGCUACAACAAGCCUGUCCCUGCAAUUCUAGAGGUUCCUUCAAAGGACCAUCCUUAUGAUCCUGGACGGGAUUCAGUACUUUCACGGGUCAAGUACUUGUUCUCUGCUGAAUCAGUGGCUUCUGGAAGGCGCUGACAGUUUCGUUGUUGGCCCUCUAUAUGUACAUUAAAGAGUUGCUCACCUUUCUUCAUACUGGUCUUGCUUUCGUCUCCUGUUCCUUCAAUCCUAUUUCCGUCUGUGUUUUGGAGGUAUUACUUAACCUUGUGGUUUAAAUAAAUGAUAAUGAAAAGAGAGAGAGAGAGAGAGAGAGAGAGAGAGAGAGAGAGAGAUGUAGUCAUAAUAACUGGGCGGCAGUUAAUAACUCUGCUUUCUUAUUGGUUUUUGGGUUGCCAUCUUGGUCACGGAUAGUCUCUCCUUCAUGUAGUUGUUUGCAUAAUUCCUAUUUCUUCCUAUAUAAUUUCCAGGGAUUAAAUAUAUGCAUGCUUGUCCGCUUGAUAAAA
Messenger RNA from Ziziphus jujuba (common jujube), 1027 nucleotides. Its product is annotated as V-type proton ATPase subunit F. NCBI's taxonomy places the organism in Eukaryota, Viridiplantae, Streptophyta, Magnoliopsida, Rosales, Rhamnaceae. The coding region runs from base 270 to 662 and encodes 130 amino acids. The record is from RefSeq and is a predicted model, not a curated record. Gene Ontology annotation, molecular function: proton-transporting ATPase activity, rotational mechanism. Gene Ontology annotation, cellular component: membrane; proton-transporting V-type ATPase, V1 domain. The transcript is spliced from 5 exons. Gene Ontology annotation, biological process: proton transmembrane transport.